Messenger RNA from Acanthocheilonema viteae, 1455 nucleotides. The record is from the annotation of a GenBank genome assembly. Lineage: Eukaryota; Metazoa; Nematoda; Chromadorea; Rhabditida; Onchocercidae.
AUGGUACGAGUAUUCGUUAAGUGGGGAAAGGAACGAUUCGAAGUGGAUGCAAAUAUGGAAGAUCCACCGCUUCAACUGAAAUCACAACUAUUUUCUUUAACAGGUGUGAACCCGGAUCGACAAAAAGUACUCGUUAAAGGUAGAAUUCUUGAUGAUAAUAGUUGGAAUGGUUGUGAGUUAAAAGAUGGUAUGGUAAUGAUGAUGAUUGGUAGUGGUGGCGUGGUCCCACCACCUCCACUAAUUAAUCGUCCAGAAGAAAACUCUGAGUGUAUGGAAGCUGAGACAUCAAAUUCAAUCGUUCUGCCAGCAGGUUUGAAGAAUCUAGGCAACACAUGCUACCUGAAUGCGACUUUACAGUGUUUCAAGGUAAUACCAGAAUUGAGGGAUGCGCUAAACAAAUAUUCUGAAUCAGUUCAAAGUGCUUCCGUUGAUAGUGACGGUGGCUCAAAAGCUCUUACAGCUGCCGUUCGUGAUUUGUAUCGGAUGAUGGAUAAUCAGAAGUCGAAAAAUUACGGUGGUGUCAUUCCACUUAUUAUGAUACAGGUAGUACAUAAUGUCUUUCCACAAUUUGCGGCACGAGACGAGCACGGAUGGAUGCAACAAGAUGCAAAUGAGUGCUGGACUGAACUACUUCGAGCUCUUCAGACGCAAUUAAAAGUUGCAGAUCACGAAUCAGCUUCAAAGGAUCGCUUGGCAUCCAUCGUUUCAAGAUAUAUGGAAGGUAGGUUCAAGAUUGAAAUGAAGAAUCUGGAAUCCGAUGCAGAACCUGUUAGUGUUACAAAAGAAAGUUUUUUGCAGCUAAGUUGUUUUCUUAGCCAGGAAGUAAAGUAUGUGCAACUAGGCAUUAAAAGUAAAUUGACGGAGGAAAUUACAAAAAAUUCAGCAGUACUUGGUCGUAAUGCUAGAUAUGAAAAAAAGACUUUGAUUGAUCGCCUUCCAGCAUAUCUCUCAAUACAGAUGGUUCGGUUUUUCUACAAGGAAAAGGAUAAAGUCAAUGCAAAGAUUUUAAAGGAUGUUAAAUUUCCUCUCAUACUUGAUUUAUACGAUAUGUGCACGCUCGAAUUACAACAGAAACUAUUACCGGCACGUGAUGCCUUCAAAGAGGAGGAGGACAAGAAAGUCGAAAUAUUGAGAGCAUCAAAAACCUCUGAUGUAACUCCCGGUCCGGAUGAGAGUGGAAAAAUAGAAAAAGCUGUUCCUUUUAGUUUUAGCGAUGAUCCUGGAUCAAAUAACAGUGGAUAUUAUGAGCUGCAGGGAGUUAUAACACACAAAGGUCGUUCAUCCAGUAGUGGACAUUAUGUUGCGUGGGUUCGCUUGAAAGGAAAUCACUGGGCUAUGUGCGACGAUGAUGAAGUACAUCCAGUCACUACGGAAGAUAUUUUGAAAUUAUCAGGUGGUGGUGAUUGGCAUUGUGCGUACGUAUUACUUUAUGGUCCAAGAAUAUUGAAGAAGUGA